UGUGAGGUUCUUUAUGAUGAUGUUACAUUUUCAGGAGGAGGAGGAGAACCACUAUCUUGGGAUGCAAGGAUCAAAAUAGCUAUAGGAGCGGCUAAAGGACUUGCUUUCUUGCACACUACAGAAAAGAAAGUCAUAUACAGAGAUUUUAAGGCAUCAAACAUUUUGCUUGAUGGGGAAUUCAAUGCAAAACUUUCUGACUUUGGACUGGCCAAGCUAGGCCCGGUUGAUGGUAAUUCACACGUUUCGACUAAAGUUGUUGGCACUUACGGUUAUGCAGCUCCUGAGUACAUGGCUACAGGUCAUUUGUAUGUAAAAAGUGACGUCUAUGGAUUUGGAGUGUUAUUAUUGGAAAUAAUUACAGGUUUGCGAGUCCUCGAUCUAAAUAGGCCUAGUGGUCAAACUAACUUGGUAGAUUGGGCCAAGCCUUCGUUACCAAAUAAGAAAAAGUUGAGACAAAUAAUGGAUGCCCGUCUUCAGAACCAGUAUCCAUCCAAAGCUGCAUAUCGAACAGCCGAACUCAUAAUAAAGUGUCUCGAGCCUCACCUAAAACUCCGGCCCGAUAUGGAAAAAGUUUUGGAGACUUUGGAACAAAUCAGCACAAUUCAAAUGACACCAAAGGACUUAAAAGCUCAAGCUAGGCAAGAACAACAGCAUGGCGAUGGUCGUCGCCAGCAUCACCACCGAUCUCCGCUCCCAACCUAUCACGGGGGGGUCGGACCUGGGGGCAAUAGCAGCAAAGAUCUUCCAUAUAAUAAUUUGCAAAAAAACCGGAGUUACUGAUUAAGAGGACUAGUACUGGUGUUUUUACUUGUACAAAACCAAUUAUGGCUUGUAGAUAGUGUGGAGCUCUUUUGUCCAUCGUCAGUUAUUGUACCUGCUGUUUCACGUACCUCACGGGAAUGAAGAAAUGCAUAAAUUGGCUUCAUCACCUACUGCUUUGUGUGCUGAAGUGCACCUUUCUUAA
Olea europaea var. sylvestris is the source of this 964-nucleotide messenger RNA. RefSeq names its product probable serine/threonine-protein kinase PIX13. Lineage: Eukaryota; Viridiplantae; Streptophyta; Magnoliopsida; Lamiales; Oleaceae. The transcript has 3 exons. Gene Ontology annotation, molecular function: ATP binding; protein kinase activity. The annotation marks the transcript as partial. The record is from RefSeq and is a predicted model, not a curated record. Gene Ontology annotation, biological process: protein phosphorylation.